AUGCGGCCGGACGGACUUUCGAGCACAAAUGGUCUCUCGCAAGGCUCAAUGGAAUCCAUUUCGGGCAAAUCCGGUCGAAACGGCCCACGCAACUCAGUCACGAACGGGGGGUCCCAAUCAAACGGAGCUGGCAGGCCUUUGGGCUCCUACUUUGGCCAUAACCGGGAAGAAGUGACACGGAUCCUCAUUCAAAGCUUACAUGAGUUGGGAUAUGACAGCGCAGCAUCUGUGCUGAGUUCCGAGAGCGGUUAUCAAUUAGAGACACCGGGAGUUGCAACUUUCCGCAGUGCUGUUCUUAAUGGCCAAUGGUCGGAAGCAGAACGAAUCCUCGUUCGAUCAUUCCGCAAUAUGGGAGUCGAGGAAGAGGAGAAGGGGGCUUCUGAGGAGAACAUCCUAUUGGCUGAAGAUGUAAACCAAAAUGAGAUGCUGUUCUACCUUCGCCAGCAGAAAUUCCUGGAGCUUCUGGAAGCCCGCGACCUAGCAUCGGCACUUCAAGUUCUCCGGCAAGAACUCACGCCGCUCAAUUUUGACAUUGACCGGCUUCAUGCGCUAUCAAGUCUGCUAAUGUGUCCCACGGACCUCCUACAUGAGCGCGCAGGCUGGGAAGGACCAGUUCGCUCAUCUCGGGAACGACUAUUGGCGGAGCUAUCAAAAUCCAUUUCGCCGUCAGUCAUGGUUCCUCAGCAUCGACUUGCAAUCUUGUUGGACUACUUCAAGCAACAUCAGAUUAGCAACUGUUUGUACCACAACACGGCCGAAGCCCCUUCACUCUAUUCCGAUCACAUGUGCGACAGAAAUAAUUUCCCCUCGGCCGUCAGCACCACUCUCAGUCAGCACAUGGACGAAGUCUGGCAUUGCGGAUUUUCUCAUGAUGGAAGCAAACUCGUCACCGCGGGUCAAGACCGUAAUGUGCUGAUUUAUGACACGAAUACUUUCACGGUGAUUCACAGACUGGUUGGACAUACGGAAGGUGUUGCGUUUGCCAGUUGGAGUCCGGAUGAUUCCAAGAUCAUCACUUGCUCUCAGGACACGACUGCCCGUGUAUGGAACGCCGAGACUGGUAACUGUCUUUUGACAAUCACGCAUCACGCCCAUCCAGUGACCGCAGCUGGCUGGGCGCCCGACGGCCAAUCAUUUGUCACCUCCUCACUGGAUUCAAAAUCUAGUCUCUGUCAUUGGAGUAUGAGGGGAUCAUCGCUACAUACUUGGAAAGACGGAUUCCGAACCCAAGAUUGCGCCAUCAGCCCAGACGGUCGGCGGAUUGUGGCGGCAGAUACUGCGGCAAAAAUCCAUGUAUUCGAUUUCAACACUCAUGAGAAGGAAUACUCCCUGGCUCUUCAAAGUAAAGCCACAUCGGUCACUAUUAGUCAGGAUUCGAAGCACAUGCUGGUAAAUCUCGCUGACGGAGAGAUUCAACUGAUCGACAUGGAUACCACGGCGGUUGUACGACGGUUCCGUGGUCAUCAGCAAGGUAAUUUUGUGAUCAGAAGUGUCUUUGGUGGCGCGGCAGAGAAUUUUGUCGUGAGUGGAAGUGAAGAUUCCAAGAUCUAUGUUUGGCACAAGGAGAACGGGACACUGGUCGAAACGCUAGAAGCUCACACCAAGGAAUGUGUAAACUCAAUAUCAUGGAGCCCUGUGAACCCUGGCAUGUUUGUGUCUGCCGGUGACGACAAAACUGUGCGCAUCUUGCCCCAGUUGGUCGGCAAAUACAGAAAAUCGGGGCGUGGCCGGAGGGACGAGUCAACGGCGACGAGACGUCGCCUCGCUGGAUUUCCAAAGGACCAGCGCUUUGCGAACAACGUCCGCAUUUUGAUGCAGCAAUUGACACUGGGGGAGUAUUGA
Molecule: messenger RNA, 1842 nt
Organism: Penicillium oxalicum
Lineage: Eukaryota; Fungi; Ascomycota; Eurotiomycetes; Eurotiales; Aspergillaceae
Product: WD40 repeat domain-containing protein
Exons: 6
Coding region: 1-1842 (613 amino acids)
Biological process (GO): proteasome-mediated ubiquitin-dependent protein catabolic process
Cellular component (GO): GID complex
Molecular function (GO): protein binding
Source: RefSeq, a predicted model, not a curated record